AAAAAAUUAAAAACUGCUCAAACCCACUGACCUUACUGUGGUUGGUGACAAGGCAGUGUUCACACACAUUGACUCGGUGUUCAAAGCAGAACAGAUUAGUCACUUUCCUCUUGGGACAUUUACACAGACCCAUGGCCUGAUCUGUAUUUCACAAAUUGUCAAAGUCCCUCUUCUGGCAUACGCUGUAGAAAUAUGGAAAUGAAAUGUAUCUCUAUUUCUGGUGACUGCCGACUUCCUCUGACUCGGAUGCCACGUCUCUUCCGGCAGCGUCGCAGGCUGAUGACGUCAGAGCUCAUCAGCCCACAACCGAGGCGGUCGCCCAGGGAUUCUGGAGCCGCGAAGAAAGAAGUGGCACAGAGCCCCAGACCUCCGGUUAAGCGGUCCAUCACCGUGAGGAAGAUCGCACCGAGGAAGACGCAGGUCCCUGAAACGCCCACUCCUUCAGUAAGGCGGAGCCCUCGAAUUUCUGCAGAAGGGAACAAGGAGAAUGAUGGGUCCACAGCUGGAAAGCCAGAGACGAAAAGAUCCACCCCGGCCCCUAAUCCAGCUCCCGCUGCAUCUCCUCUGCGGCCCACUGCCAUGUCCCCUAUCCAGGCUGUGGCCCCUCGCAGCACCCAGGAAAAGCAGGACCUCCACAGUCUAGAGUGGUCCCAGAAGGUGCGGCGCUCCUACAGCCGGCUGAGUUACGGGGACCACUCCUUCACCGGGUCUCCGUCAUCUCCUGUGCCCGACCGCAGAGACACGUUCUUUGGCUUUGAGCAGCUGCAGACUCCGCCGGUCGUGGCCAGGAAGUCGGAGCGGUCGGGGCUGAGGACAGAAGCAUCCAUCUGUGGGGGCUCCUUCACACUGCUGGACGGGAGCACCUGUGUGGCGGACCCCCCCGAGCCAGACCUCAACAUCCCCGGGGUGGUGGUGGUGAAGGAAAAACGAAAAAGGUUUAGAGCACCACAGAUAAAAGUGAGUAUGAAGAUAAGAACCACAUGGUCUUUCUGUCACUGUCUGGAUUUACUCAUCCAUCCAUCCAUCCAUCCAUCCAUCCCAGAUGUUCUCAAACAUCCCUUUUGGAGGACACAUCAGAUGUGUAACUUUUACUAUCCAUUAGCUCAUAUU
Molecule: messenger RNA, 1110 nt
Organism: Paramormyrops kingsleyae
Lineage: Eukaryota; Metazoa; Chordata; Actinopteri; Osteoglossiformes; Mormyridae
Source: RefSeq, a predicted model, not a curated record